Lindgomyces ingoldianus is the source of this 2012-nucleotide messenger RNA. RefSeq names its product MFS general substrate transporter. The coding region runs from base 484 to 1605 and encodes 373 amino acids. The record is from RefSeq and is a predicted model, not a curated record. The transcript has 2 exons. NCBI's taxonomy places the organism in Eukaryota, Fungi, Ascomycota, Dothideomycetes, Pleosporales, Lindgomycetaceae. Gene Ontology annotation, cellular component: membrane. Gene Ontology annotation, molecular function: transmembrane transporter activity. Gene Ontology annotation, biological process: transmembrane transport.
AUUUCUUUAACAUUUAAAGGAUUCCUUGUCUCAUGCCUUCGCCAUGGCAAGUAGUAAUCUCAAGGAAAAGGCUCGCACUCACGGUGAAGCUGGAAUUGAAAGUCCUGCCUCCGAUGCACACCAUCAGCAUGUACAAGUUCCAGUCGAUCUAGUUGUGGAACGCCGACUUCUCUAUAAAUGCGAUAUCCACCUAAUUCCCAUUCUCUUCGGCCUCUAUCUCCUUGCUUUCAUGGACCGCAUCAACAUUGGCAAUGCAAAGAUCCAAGGCCUGCAAAAGGAAUUGCAUAUGAGCGGUACGCAGUAUAAUGUCGCGCUACUCACGUUCUUCCCAACGUAUGUCUUGCUUGAAAUACCGGCGAAUUUGAUGAUUAGGAAAACUAAGCCUAGUACCUGGCUGUCGGGGUUGAUGUUUGCUUGGGGUAGUAAUUUAACCUCCAAGCCUUGAAAGUAGAGAGCUAAUCCGAUCUGGUAGGUAUUGUUACUAUGUGUCAGGGCUUGGUGCAAAGUUAUGGAGCCCUCGUGGCGUGUCGAGUUAUUCUGGGAGCUUUGGAAGCCGGAAUUCUUCCUGGUUGUAUCUACCUAAUCAGCAUGUACUACAAGCGCGCUGAGCUUCAAAAACGCUAUACGACCUUCUUCAGCUCUGCUAUCCUUGCCGGCGCCUUCGCAGGCCUGCUCGCCUACGCCAUUGCUAAAAUGCACGGUCGAGCUGGCAAAUCCGGAUGGCGUUGGAUCUUCAUCAUCGAAGGCCUCGCAACAAUAGCGUACUCCAUACCCGCAAAAUUUCUAAUCCCAGACUGGCCUGAGCAAUGCCGCUUCCUCACCACCGAGGAGAAAACCCUCCUACAGACUCGCCUAGCUCUUGAUAAUGCCAGCGAAGAAGCCCGCAUGGAUUGCCUCGACCGCCGUGCCUGGAUCCUCAUCCUCCGUGACUGGAAGAUUUGGGUCUCGGCCGCAAACUACUUCGCACUUUCGGUAACUGGGUACUCGACACUCUUCUUCAUCCCCUACAUCCUCGUGCAAUUCGGAUGGGUGGCAGAAGAAGCCCAACUCCGCACUAUUCCCGUCUACGUAGUGUGUACCGCAACAACCUUAAUCGCGGCAUGGGCGUCGGAUCACCUGCGGCACCGGUACGGGUUUUUGAUGCUCGGGACACUUUUUAAUGCGAUUGCGUAUAUUAUCCUUCUUUGCCAAGGUCCGCCGGACCCGUUAGGGCUGAAGCGGGAGGUCAGGUAUAUGGCUAUUUUCUUCGCGCUCAUUGGGCAGUAUAUCUCUACGCCCAUGGUUGUUGUUUGGUUAUCUAAUAAUAUGUCUGGACAUUACAAAAGAGCGAUUGGAACAGCGAUACAAGUUGGCAUUGGAAAUGCAGGGGGUAUUGCAGGGAGCAAUAUUUACUUGCAAAGUGAGGCGCCGAUCUUUAAGACAGGGUAUGGCACAGCUCUUUCAAUGGUACUUGUGAGUGGGGUAAUGAGUACGGUUUUUUACGUGGGGUUGAUGUGGGAGAAUCGGAAGAGGGAAAGGGGGGAGAGGGACUGGAGGAUGGGAUUGGAGAAGAAGGUGAGGGAGAAUUUGGGAGAUGAGCAUCCGCGAUUUAGGUUUAUGGGUUGAAGAAAUGGAGGCAGGACUUCGCAAGAAAGAGUGACUCCAUGUCACUUUCCGCAUUUUCGUCUUUGUUGAUUUAAGCAGUGGGGUUCGGGUAUUCAUGACGUUGGAUAUGGGGAUUCACCUUUAGGACGGCAGAGUUCGCCCAGUCAGGAUUAUCAUCUCUGGCUAGCCCAGGAAAACCCCACCGCAUCGCCCCAAUCCCCUGACUCUCCAGAACCUUUAAAUCCUAAAGGCCUCCCUUAAUAUGCAUCCACCCCCAAAACCAAGCAAUGCCAUCAACCUCAAAAGGCAUGGUACGGAUACUCAUUUCCUACUCCCUCUUCCUCUCCAAAAUUCAACAACUCGCUCCCCUCCCAGCUCCUCCAAACACUCGCUAUCUCCCCCUGCUUUUCAAUCAUCUUCAACAAAUC